GUACGGCCGGCAUGUGUCUGACACAUGCCCAGGACACCCCCCAUACUUGCAAGAAUGACGAAGGGUAUGGACAAAUCUCUAGCUUGCAAACUAGAGGAAUUCCAAAGAUCAGUGUCUUCAACUGCAGAAGACGUUGUUUUCAACCAAUUUCCCAGCAAGAUAAUCGAAUUGACGACGUUGAUAAGUUCCACAGAAAACCCCGAGUCACCGUUUCACCUAUCCCAUGCAUCAACUGACGCAACUGUGUAUCCGCCACCUUCAUCCUCUUCAGAUGUGCCUGAAUCCAAGAAGCGUAAGCGGAUGACUGAUGGGACGCCUUUUGUUGUGAACCACAACGAUACUCACCACGCCAUAUACGUUAACCUUGUACAUGCCAACGCACACAUUAUUAAACUGAAUGCAGAUAUAAAGAAAGAGUGUACACAAUUGGCAGAUCUUUGUGAAAAAGUUAAACUGUGGGUCAAUCUUACUAUGCCAAAAUCUAAUUUCCGUCAUUUUUUAGGUGUUCAAAUUCAAGAAGAGGUCCUUACUGAAUUACAUCGUUCUCAAGAAAGUGCUUAUAACCUGCGUGAUGGGAUUCGGCAAGAUUACCUUGCCAGAGCUAAGAUUUGCUCCAAGGUUAUUAAAUAUCCCCACGUAGAAGACUAUACGCUUGCUCUCAAGGAACAGGAUGAGAAACAACUAUAUCUUGCUCGCCAGCAUAUCGUUGAUAUUCGAAACGUCUACGCUAUUUUAACUGACAUUAUCCAUAAAAAUAUAAACAAGAUUUGCUCUCCAAAAGGUAAUAAUGGGGUCGGUUUAUACUAGAAGAAUACACUACAGUGCAGAACGGGCAUUUAAGCCAAUCAACCAUGAUAUAUGCAUUUUUCGUGCGAUCACCAGCCAUGUAGCCCGAGCAUGUUAAGAAUACAUGUGUAUUGCUAUUAUGAUGUAAAAUUUGAAGU
Serpula lacrymans var. lacrymans S7.9 is the source of this 944-nucleotide messenger RNA. RefSeq lists its product as uncharacterized. Bases 55 to 807 code for a protein of 250 amino acids. Lineage: Eukaryota; Fungi; Basidiomycota; Agaricomycetes; Boletales; Serpulaceae. The record is from RefSeq and is a predicted model, not a curated record. The transcript has 9 exons. Gene Ontology annotation, molecular function: endopeptidase activator activity. Gene Ontology annotation, biological process: positive regulation of endopeptidase activity; regulation of G1/S transition of mitotic cell cycle; regulation of proteasomal protein catabolic process. Gene Ontology annotation, cellular component: proteasome activator complex; cytoplasm; nucleoplasm.